Messenger RNA from Notolabrus celidotus (New Zealand spotty), 3072 nucleotides. It is a transcript of the gene e4f1, whose product is annotated as E4F transcription factor 1. The record is from RefSeq and is a predicted model, not a curated record. Bases 65 to 2392 code for a protein of 775 amino acids. Gene Ontology annotation, molecular function: RNA polymerase II cis-regulatory region sequence-specific DNA binding; DNA-binding transcription factor activity, RNA polymerase II-specific. The transcript is spliced from 14 exons. Gene Ontology annotation, cellular component: nucleus. Gene Ontology annotation, biological process: regulation of transcription by RNA polymerase II. Lineage: Eukaryota; Metazoa; Chordata; Actinopteri; Labriformes; Labridae.
GUAAAUCCGCCAUGUUUUCCCUCCUUGUAGCAGCGUUGCGACAGAGACGGAGAAUUCGAACGACAUGAAUGUAGAAAAUAAUCAUACGGCAGAAACAGAGUGUGAGCAAACGAAGGACGGCAACGAGACCAUCACUAUUCAGACUACCCUGGGAGAUGAAGAUGAAGAUGUACACAAGUGCGGACGCUGUCAGUGUGAGUUUUCCACGCUGGAGGCUUUCAUCCAACACAAGCUUCAGCACAACUGCCAACGUGCGGAGGCACGGGAGGAAAGCAGCCCAGAGGACAGCCAAGAGGUUACAGCAGCCAAUGGGAGUUCUUCAGAGGUGAAAAUAGCAGAAGGUGCAUCCACAGAGGAACCUGUAAAGAUCUCUAAUGAUGAGAGCAGUGAUGUUUUGGGUCGAGGUCGCAGGAAGAAAGUCGUGUCACAUAGAAUAGCUAUAGACCAGUCAGAUCGGACAGAAGGAUCCACAUCUGACAAUGCUGACGGAGACAAGCUUGUUUACAAAGUUAACAAUGAGGGACGCUAUAUAUGCCAACUUUGUGAGAAGACAUUUAAAACUACCAACAUCUUGAGAACUCACAUGAAAACUCACAGUGAUCAUAAGAACUUUGCAUGUGACCUAUGUGGGACCUCCUUUCGGACAAAAGGCUCCCUGAUUCGUCACAAUCGGCGUCACACAGAUGAGCGUCCGUAUCGUUGUAACUUAUGCGGCCAGUCUUUCAGAGAGUCCGGUGCCCUCACCAGGCACCUUAAAUCCCUCACACCAUGCACGGAAAAGAUCCGCUUUGUUCAGUAUAAGGAAAUCUUAGUGAGCAAAGAUGGAGUACAAAAAGGGGUCGACACUAAUCCUGCUGCAGUGGUUGGCCAACAAGAGGUGGUUGUUGUGGAGCAACAGCCAGAGGAGCAGGAGAUGGUGGAAGCACAAACCGCUGUUGUUAGCGUUGUAGAGGCUGGUCCUCAAGAGGUUCUCCAUCAGGUCCACUUCACGAUGGAGGUGGAUGGAACAACACAGGAGCAGCAGGUUGUGGUCGAGCAGUCCCAGGCAGAGGCCCUGGCAGCUGCUGCAGCAGCAGGUGACAACCUUAUCUGCCAGGCUAUCAUCAACUCUGGCAUCGCGCUGGGGACGGAGGAGACUGUGGUUGAAGAGACCUCAUCACAAGUAACCGAGGAGAUAAACAAAGAGGUUUCUGAGUGUCCUGAAGAUGAAGAGAGCAUGACUGAGAUCCAGGUGAAGGAGGAGUUUGUGGAGAUGGAGGCAGAGGAAGCAGGGGAUGGAGAUCAUCAGACAUCCUCAAAGUUGUAUCAGUGUCCACACUGUAAUCGCUCCUUCAAGGGACUAAAUUACUUUCGUUUUCAUGUCAAGGGCCAUUUAGGCUACAAGCCUUUUAAGUGCACCCUGUGCCACAAGGAGUUUCUGACUGGCUAUCUGCUGAAGAAACACAUGGAGGUGCAUGUCAGUGAGAGGAGGUACAAGUGUGGUGAGUGUGGCAAGCUGUACAAAACCAUCGGGCAUGUACGUGAGCACAUGAGGGCGCACUCGGAUGAAAGACCCUACAGCUGCUCCAGAUGCAACAAGGGGUACAAAACCAAGAAUGCCUUGCAGGUCCAUCAGCGGACCCACGGCGAUGAGAAACCUUAUGUGUGUCAGUUCUGCUUAAGAGGCUUCAGAGAGAAAGGAUCUCUGGUGCGACACAUACGCCAUCACACCGGGGAGAAGCCAUACAAGUGUCCAAAAUGUAAAAGAGGCUUCGCUGAGCACGGGACUCUCAACCGACAUAUGCGAGCCAAAGGCUGCCGAAAGGACGACCCCAGUGAGCAGCAGGGUGCAGAAACAGAGGGGCAGGCGUCAGUAGAUAGCAUUGCUACAGCAGCCAUCAUCUCAGAGGAUCCUCACGCUGUCCUGGUGGAGUUCUCCUCUGUGGUGGCCGACACACAGGAGUAUAUCAUCAAGACUCAAACGGAGGAGGAAGUGCAGGAAGAGGAGGUCACACUCAUUCAAGACGGCCAAAAUGAGAUGGAAAACCAAAUCAUGAAAGUGGUGCAGCGAAUUGUCAGCCAGUCACAAGGCGCCGGCGGGACAGGCAGCCAUCAGAUCAUCGUGCGCGACGUAGGGAUGAACGAAGAGGGCCCCACGAUCUCUGACUGCGGCGACACCAUCACCAUCGCUACACCGGAGUGCCUGACGGAGCAGGUGGCUAUGACCCUGGCCUCGGCCAUCAGUGAUGGCACGCUUCUGGCCACAACGGGGACUGUGGAGACUGCGGAUGGAACAGUUACUAUGGUUACCACAGAGGAAGCGGUAGAAGAGGGGAUACAGGUGGUGCAGCAGCAAGAGGAAUACGUCAUCACUUCUCCAGAGGAGGUGGAGAUUCAGACUGUCAUUGUAUGAUAGAAGAGGAUAAUAACUGGACUGUGAGGGUUUUACUGUGACUGUUUCUGUGUAGCUUAUCACUGCAGAGCGUGGAUGAGCUUCAUGUUUGAGAUCUGACUCCAAAACAAAGGCCAAAGUGUUCAUAACAUUAUGUCUGUGUGACACAUGAAGAAUGCGUGUACAUGAGGACUACUUCUAUACAGUUUUGUGGCUAGAUUUACUUAAGUGAACACUGCCUUCAUUAUGCUAGCUAAUCAUUUGACUUUCACUUUUUGCAUACAGCCUAAACAAGAAUUUAACUUGAUUCAAUUUUUUGUUACGUUUUUCAUUCAUAUGCCUGAACUGAUGCAUAACGUUUUUGAGUGGUACAGACUGAACAUGUCUUCACUUUUAUCCUCAGUCAGAAAGUGGAGCUCUCUCCUUCUUUAAGAAAGCUCAGCAGAGCUCUGUGAUGUCUGUGUCGGCUACAGACAAGUUGAGAUCUCUUCAUCUGUGCUCUGAAAUGUGAUGCUCUUAAAAGAUGAACGGUGAGUGCUUACAGAUUUGAGUCUAUGCAGGGAUGGUUUAUUGGUACAGAGAUGCUCCUCUGAGCUGGUCACUAAUAAUGCAUCUUUAAGCAUGACUCAUUCACCAAACAUACAAAGUGUGUUCAGCUCAUUUGAGCAGCCUUUGCUUUGAAUAAAUGCUAUUUUCUUACA